AUGUCGCUCACGAUCCCGACGAAUCUCGUCCUCAACCCGAGAUCCAACAAAUCUCUCACCCAAUCCGUACCCAAAUCCGCCGCGAGAUUCGUCUGCUCCUCCUCCGAUGACAACAAAUCCGCGACGCAGCCACAGUCCAUGAAGGCCUUCUCCGCCGCCGUCGCUCUCUCCUCCAUCCUCCUCUCAGCUCCGAUGCCAGCCGUCGCUGAUAUCUCAGGCUUGACCCCUUGCAAGGACUCCAAACAGUUCGCCAAGAGAGAGAAGCAACAGAUCAAAAAACUCGAAUCCUCCCUCAAGCUCUACGCUCCUGAGAGCGCCCCUGCUCUCGCUCUCAACGCUCAGAUCGAGAAAACCAAGCGCAGGUUCGACAACUACGGCAAGUACGGGCUACUCUGUGGCUCGGACGGACUACCGCACCUGAUAGUGAACGGAGACCAGCGGCAUUGGGGAGAGUUCAUAACGCCAGGGAUUCUCUUCCUCUACAUCGCCGGGUGGAUCGGGUGGGUCGGGAGAAGCUACUUGAGAGCGAUCAGCGGGGAGAAGAAGCCGGCGAUGAAAGAGAUCAUCAUCGAUGUUCCUUUGGCUAGUGGGAUCAUCUUCCGCGGUUUCAUUUGGCCCGUUGCUGCUUACAGAGAGUUGCUCAACGGUGAUCUCAUUGCCAAGGAUGUCUAG
Microthlaspi erraticum is the source of this 672-nucleotide messenger RNA. The record is from the annotation of a GenBank genome assembly. NCBI's taxonomy places the organism in Eukaryota, Viridiplantae, Streptophyta, Magnoliopsida, Brassicales, Brassicaceae.